AAACUUGAGCUUGAGUCUAAGUGAACUGAACAUGGACCGGCUUUAGGACCCUGCGUUACAACGAAUCAGGGGCCAAGGGCUCAUUAGCCGUUGCAGCACUGUCCCAAUGGGCAAAGUGAGCACUCCUUUCAACAAUAAACCGUCUCGUAACGCAGAACUGGAGGGUUCCCUUUCGACAGUCAGGACCGCAGCCUUGGUUUGAAGCAUGCCAAGGGAGGGUGCACGUGCUAUUCUUCCGAUUUUCCAAGGCUACAAGCGGCCACUGCCGUCCGCUCGGCACGCGUAAACGACGAGUUACUCCCUAACCAGAUGGGGCUACGGAAGACGCGUGAAAACGAAGGAAAGCAAGUUACUUUUAGUCUCAUCGUGACAUCGGGACUUUGUACAGGUUUUUCUGUUUGCUUUAACUAGUCAGCCGAGGUUUGAGUUUUGAGUUUUUGUGUUUUGUUUUUUUUUUUUUAACAACUUUUUGAUCUGUCUGGAGAAUACAUAUGGUGACUGAAUCUCAAAACAAGGCUUUGAAGUUUGACAGAUAAAAAGCUUGGUGCCGGGGCUGGUGUCGGGUGAGAGACGGUGUACGUGUGCUCAGUCCCGCAGUUUACACGUCUCUGUGUUCCGCUGACUUUAUCCCCUUAGCUGGUUUUAACGCCUUUCCCCCCCGACCAUUGGUUUCAGACUUGUUUGAUGUCCGCACCUCCACCGCUGGCAACGUUUAGCUACACCUUUACGCACUCUCGCUGUGCGUUCCCAGUUUACUGGGAGCAGAUCCAUGCGAUCUCCUUGGAUCGAAUAACAGGUCUCUUUUUGUCACCAGACAGUUGAAUGGAUUUUCGGGUACACUUCAUUCAAACUGGGGAAUUAGAACCGUACGAUUUUCAAGUAAUUGUUUUGGGCCACUUGGCUAGUGUGCGUAAAUGUUGUCCACUUUGAUUUUUGUCCAAGAAAUGCGUCUCCCUGGCGAUAUUUAAGUUGCCACGGUGAAUAUUUUCCUGAAUCAGAUUUUUUUUGUUUGAGGCUUGAAGACGCUGGAGGAGAAGAUGAACCUGUGUAUCGUCAGUCUUCUCCUCACUUUGGAUUUAGCCACCGUGGCGCUCAGUUUGUCCACAUGCAGCACGCUGGACAUGGAUCAGUUCAAGAAGAAGCGCAUCGAGGCUAUCCGAGGGCAGAUCCUGAGCAAACUUAAGCUCACCAGCCCUCCGGAGGAUUUUCCCGAGCCCGAGGAGGUUUCCCAGGACAUAGUCGCCAUUUACAGCAGCACACGGGACCUGCUGCAGGAGAAAGCGAACGAACGGGCGGCGACGUGCGAGCGGCAGCGGAGCGAGGAGGAGUAUUACGCCAAAGAGGUGCACAAGAUCGAUAUGCAGCCGUUCUACCCAUCAGAGAAUGUUAUCCCUCCUACACACUUCAACCCUUACUUCAGGCGGCUGACAUUUGAUGUGUCCUCCAUGGAGAAGAACGCCUCCAACCUGGUAAAGGCUGAGCUCAGGAUCUUCCGACUUCAAAACCCUGGAGCCAGAGUGUCUGAGCAGCGUAUUGAGCUAUACCAGAUUUUAGGACACAAAGACCUGACGUCCCCAACACAACGCUACAUUGAUAGCAAGGUGGUACGAACACAAACAGAGGGAGAGUGGCUGUCUUUUGAUGUGACAGAGGCAGUGAGUGAAUGGCUGAAUCACAGAGACAGAAACAGUGGAUUCAAGAUCAGCCUGCACUGCCCAUGUUGCACAUUUGUACCAUCAAAUAACUACAUUAUUCCCAAUAAGAGUGAGGAGCUGGAGGCACGAUUUGCAGGUAUUGAUGACAGUGUCAUCCAUGGCAGUGACCUGAAAGUGUUUAAGAAGCGGCGGGACAGCACUCGGGCUCCACACCUUCUCCUCAUGUUAUUGCCUUCAUACCGACUGGAGUCCCAUUCACAGUCCUUGUCCCAGCAAAAAAACCAUCGAUCUAAGAGAGCCCUGGAUGCUGCCUAUUGCUCUAGAAACGUUCAGGACAACUGCUGCUUAAGGUCACUCUACAUCGACUUUAAGAAGGAUUUGGGCUGGAGGUGGAUCCAUGAACCUAAGGGCUAUGAGGCUAACUUCUGUGCUGGGGCCUGCCCAUAUUUGUGGAGUGCCGAUACCCAGCAUUCCAAGGUGUUAGGCCUGUAUAACACCAUCAACCCUGAAGCAUCGGCAUCACCCUGCUGCGUCUCCCAGGACUUAGAGCCCCUCACUAUCCUCUACUACAUUGGCAAGACCCCCAAAAUAGAGCAGCUUUCCAAUAUGAAGGUCAAGUCCUGCAAGUGCAGCUAGAACCCCUUACAAGCCAGCACAAACUCUCUCUCUCUCUCUCUCUCUCUUUCUCUCUCUCUCUCUUAUACGCACAUACACACACACACACACACAGUGGACUUGGGGAUAAAUACAUUCAGACUGCAUUCAUUAUUUUACUCACAGCAGUGUCUCCACUCAGUGUAGUUAUAGAGGCGCAAAACAAUUCAGUGCUCGCUCAGCGCAUAUACAACAUACACAUUCAGUGCUGUCACGAUAUCAAAUCUUGACUUUGAUUCCAGUGCUAAGUACCAGUGUUGCAUUCACACUGCCUAAAAAAAGCAGUAAUUUUUUUCUUUUCAUGAUGAAACUCAAGUCUGAGCAACGUUGUUCUUACAUGGCCAAACAAACUGAACUAAAGGCAUCAAAAAGGAAGAAUGCCCCCGCAUUAACCAAUGGCAACUGAAAAACCAUUAGGUAGUGUACAAAUUUAUGUAUAUGACAUGGACAACUUCACCGUAUGUGCACCAGAUUGCUUUGGAUGUUUAAAGGAGUGGGAUCCAAUUCAUAAUGUGAUGAAUUUGUUGAAGGGUGAAGAAGUCAAUCAAAUCCCUUAAGAUGGAGUACUGCUAAUGGCCACUAUACUAUCAUUACAGCUUUGUUGACAGAUGGACGCACUAAAAAACUGGAUAACAGGAUAACAUGACCAAAUAGUUGCUUUGGCGAUACUCCUGGUCAAGAGAUGACUUUGAAGUCAGAGUUUUACUGGGAAAAGAAAAUACUGAUUGUUUAUAAAAUAAUCCUUGGCAGUGGUAUCAAAGUCAUGCCAAAAUUUAUGGUACUGUGUGUCCACUGCACAGGACACAUACUGUAUAUGCUUCAUAUAAAUACAAACAUUCAGUGACAAAGAUAUGAAUUUUGUACAGGUAUGCCCUUUGUGUCAUUUUGAAGGCCAACAUGUAUCACCUCACACACUUGCCAGAAGGAGACAUGAGAGCAAGACAAACACUGGAAGUAUAAGUGAUAAGUGUCUACAUGUGAAAUAAGUCCUGAAAAUAACUCAGUCCCACCCCCAACACUUACAUACUGCUUCUUUCUCUUCUCUCCACCUCACCCCACUAUAGUUUUCAUGCUGUGUCACAUGCCACACUUCAUUUUUGUGUUUGUCUCCGUUUAGCAUCCCUUGUGAUUUCCUAAAUCUUGUCAUUAAUUUCUUAUCUAAGAUGUUCAUAGUUGUAGUUUUACACCCUGUAAACUUUGACCCAGGUAGAAUAGUGGAUAAUAUCAACCUCGCACUGAUGAUAUAGUGUACAAUAUCAACUCUGUUUCAUAUGUUACAAAUGUUGAAAAAUUUUGAAAAAUUCAUUUUGAUUCACAACAUGAAAAACCAGCCAGAUGAUAAAAUAAAAAAAAAAUCAUAUAUGAGUGCCUUCAAGGAUAAUUUUGGUCUAUUAUAACAAUAGUCUCAAUAGGGGACACAUAUUCCAGUAGUUGUAGGGACAAAAAUCUGAUUACACAGUCACAUUGUGAGGACCCGCCUUAUUCCCGCCUUAUUCCUGCCUUAUUCCCACCUUACUUAUGGGGACAAAAUGCAAGCCAAGACAAUGUAAAUCAUUAAAUAUUAGAGUGAGGACUUGCGUUAAGGUUACAUUGAGAUUAGGGUUAGGUUAAGGUAGUUAGGAUUAGGCAAGUAAUGUUUAUUGUUAUUGUUAGGUGGUGGUUAAACCCCCAGGAAAUUAAUCUAAGUUUAUGUAAUCUCCCCAAAGGUGAUGGAAACAAGACUCUGUGUGUGUGUGUUGUGUAAAAGAAAGUUUAAUAAUGAAGGAAAGUUUGAUUAUAUGAUUAAUGAUUAUAAAUUAAUCUUGAAAGUAAGUUUUUGACUUACACAUUUCCAGCAUAUUUUAACGAUUAAGACAUGUUCUUUAUCUCUAUCAUACAAAGCAUCAAACGGAGUUGUUUUUUAAAAGAAAAUGCUUGAGAUCGCACAAGGAGAUCAUACCUAAAAGGUGGAGUCAGAGUCAAAAGUUUGAUGCAUGACAUUAGGAGAGAGCGUAUGUGAAUAUCGUGGAUAAAGUUGUUGUGUAACUGUUUUAAAGUCAGAGUUAAAGGUAUAGAAUUCUAACAGUUUUUGAAUAGCAUAUACUAAUUUUUCUUUACGUAAAGAUUGCAAACCCUAGAUUGAUCCUUGGAAAGACUGAUGAAAGAAUUCCUCUUUUACAUUAAUUAAUUUAAUUGUGAUUAUACAACACAAACAUUUGUAUAGAUACUAUUAUAAUUCAAUUCAAUUAUAAUUAUUAUAUUGUAUUAACCACAGUUUACAGACCCACUUCAACUUUGACCUAAUGUACUUACUGUAGUUGUGUGCACAGUCUUCUUGUGCAGUGAGGGAAUAUUAGUUAUAUUCCAUUUGCACUCAGGUGCUUUCAGAUGAAGUGGUGUAAAUAAUCUGAUUAGUGUUAGUUUCAUAGUUUCGAAGUUUGACAGCUUGUGUUUCUUGACCCAUCUGACUUUGUUGUAGUGAUGUCACUGUGUUCCCAGAUCUCAGAUCUCUACUUUAAUAUAGACCAAUGUAUCCCAUCCAUUCAUUCAUGAUGCAUCCACUGUUCAGUCAGGAAACAAGUUAGCAAACGGCCAUCAAAUAGUUUGGUGUCAUGAUUAGUCAGCCAUUUUGUACAAGUUAUCACUGUAAAUUAUGAAUCUGAACAGAUCAUCUACACCAAGGGGGACAGGAGCUAAUCCCAGCUUACAUUGAGUAAGAGGUGGGGUAUGUCCAGGUUGCUAGACAAUUAUUCACACUCACAUUCACACUACAGGCAAUUAAAAGCCACCAUUGCACCUGCAUGUUUAGGAGGAAAUACCCACAUAAAUGGGAAGAACAAGCAAACACCACUCAGAAAGGCCCCAGCUAGCCAAUGCGUUCAAACCCAGAACCUUGAGGUGCAAGUACAGUAUUGCUGUAACCAAUUAGACACAAUUUGUAAUAAACCAGAAUUAUCCCUUCUAAGUCACUAGUGAACAGAUUCUUGCUGUUGCAUCUAAAAUAACUGAUAACUAAGUGACAAUGUUUCAUAAGCUUUGAUGUCUUCUCAAGUAGUCAGCAGAGCUUCAGACUGAGCCCGCACUAACUAUGAUAAGUCUGGGUACAGAGACAGAGAGCAUGUCUUUUGGUAAGUGAUGAUGAGCUAUGUUUGGAGAAACUAUGUGAUGAAAGAUGAUAGCGGGUGUUAAUAAAGAGUAGAUGUGAUUUCAAAAAUCAGCCAAAAGUAUUAAAAAAAUGUACCCAACCAUCAGUAGCCACCUCUAUUUUGCUGUAAUAGUAUUCAGUGUGUCAUCUUUCUGCUAAUCUAAUUUUUUUUCACCUACAAACUUGCAAAAGUUGUCUGUCAGUCAUUAUCUUUUUGUCUUUUUAAUAAAACUAAUUGCACUGAUGCUGUUUUGAUGGAAUUUUAAAAUAUCUAGUUCUCUUAGUCAGAACUCUCCCCUUUAUCAAAUGAGUACUGAUGUAGGUGACCUGACCCCAAGCAGAAAAAAGAGCUAGGCACCAAUUUUGUCAGAAAGACAGAGCUGUUAAUUUUAUAUGUAUUUGUUGUUUGAUGAUGAUGAUGAUGAUGUUAUUGUGACCCUCUAUGCUGUAUUAUAACACAGUAUUGUUGUGGUGUUCUAGUGGCAAAUAAAUUAUUUAAGUUUUAAUGGAAAACAGUGUUAUGUGCAUCUUUCAGAUGAGGAUUUGUUUGACUGCCACACGUAUCAGACUAUGUUCCUUUGUAAUGUGAUGUAAUGUCUAUGAUGUUUAUUGCAUGUCU
Scatophagus argus is the source of this 6052-nucleotide messenger RNA. RefSeq names its product transforming growth factor, beta 2 (gene tgfb2). NCBI's taxonomy places the organism in Eukaryota, Metazoa, Chordata, Actinopteri, Scatophagidae. The coding region runs from base 1038 to 2291 and encodes 417 amino acids. The record is from RefSeq and is a predicted model, not a curated record. Gene Ontology annotation, biological process: SMAD protein signal transduction; regulation of cell population proliferation; transforming growth factor beta receptor signaling pathway. Gene Ontology annotation, molecular function: growth factor activity; cytokine activity; type II transforming growth factor beta receptor binding. Gene Ontology annotation, cellular component: extracellular region. The transcript is spliced from 7 exons.